GACUUCCUGAGGAUGAUGAAGCAGGAGGAGCUGGCUGAGCGUCUGCAGAGCAAAUAUUUUGCUCCAGUUUGUCAACGUAAACUAAAAUCUGGUCUGAAGAAGAAGUUCCAGUGUGUGUUUGAGGGGAUUGCUAAAGCAGGAAACCCAACCCUUCUGAACCAGAUCUACACAGAGCUCUACAUCACAGAGGGAGGGACUGCAGAGGUCAAUGAUGAACAUGAGGUCAGACAGAUUGAAACAGCAUCCAGGAAACCACACAGACCAGAAACAACCAUCAGACAAGAAGACAUCUUUAAACUCCCACCUGGAAGAGAUGAACCAAUCAGAACAGUGAUGACAAAGGGAGUGGCUGGCAUUGGGAAAACUGUCUUAACACAGAAGUUCACUCUGGACUGGGCUGAAGACAAAGCCAACCAGGACAUCCAGUUCACAUUUCCACUGACUUUCAGAGAGCUGAAUGUGCUGAAAGAGAAAAAGUUCAGCUUGGUGGAACUUGUUCAUCACUUCUUUACUGAAACCAAAGAAGCAGGAAUCUGCAGCUUUGAAGAGUUCCAGGUUGUCUUCAUCUUGGACGGUCUGGAUGAGAGUCGACUUCCUCUGGACUUCCACAACAAUGAGACCCUGACUGAUGUUACAGAGUCCACCUCAGUGGAUGUGCUGCUGACUAACCUCAUCAGGGGGAAACUGCUGCCCUCUGCUCGCCUCUGGAUAACCACACGACCUGCAGCAGCCAAUCAGAUCCCUCCUGACUGUGUUGGCAUGGUGACAGAGGUCAGAGGGUUCACUGACCCACAGAAGGAGGAGUACUUCAGGAAGAGGUUCAGAGAUGAAGAGCAGGCCAGCAAGAUCGUCUUCCACAUGAAGACAUCACGAAGCCUCCACAUCAUGUGCCACAUCCCAGUCUUCUGCUGGAUCACUGCUACAGUUCUGGAGGAUGUGCUGAAAACCAGAGAGGGAGGAGAGCUGCCCAAGACCCUGACUGAGAUGUACAUCCACUUCCUGGUGGUCCAGACCAAAGUCAAGAAGGUCAAGUAUGAUGGAGGAGCUGAGACAGAUCCACACUGGAGUUCAGAGAGCAGGAAGAUGAUUAAGUCUCUGGGAAAACUGGCUUUUGAUCAGCUGCAGAAAGGAAACCUGAUCUUCUAUGAAUCAGACCUGACAGAGUGUGGCAUCGAUAUCACAGCAGCCUCAGUUUACUCAGGAGUGUUCACACAGAUCUUUAAAGAGGAGAGAGGACUGUACCAGGAGAAGGUGUUCAGCUUCGUCCAUCUGAGUGUUCAGGAGUUUCUGGCUGCUCUUCAUGUCCGUCUGACCUUCAUCAAGUCUGGAAUCAACCUGAUGAAAGAACAAAAAGAACUUUCUAGAAAGUCCACAAUCUUAAAGAAAGCAAAUCUAAAACGUCUUCAUCAGAGAGCUGUGGACGAGGCCUUGCAGAGUCCCAGUGGACACCUGGACUUGUUCCUCCGCUUCCUCCUGGGUCUUUCACUGCAGACCAAUCAGAAUCUCCUACAAGGCCUUAUGACACAGACAGGAAGUAGCUUGCAAACCAAUCAGGAUACAGUUCAGUACAUCAAGAACAAGAUCAGUGAGAAUGUGUCUGCAGAGAGAAGCAUCAAUCUGUUCCACUGUCUGAAUGAACUGAAUGAUCGUUCUUUAGAGGAGGAGAUCCAUCAGUCCCUGAAAUCAGGACGUCUCUCCACAGAUAAACUGUCUCCUGCUCAGUGGUCAGCUCUGGUCUUCAUCUUACUGUCAUCAGAAGAAGAUCUGGAGGUGUUUGACCUGCAGAAAUACUCUCCUUCAGAGGAGGUUCUUCUGAGGCUGCUGCCAGUGGUCAAAGCCUCCAACAAAGCUCUGCUGAGUGUGUGUGGUCUCUCAGAGAGAAGCUGUGGACCUCUGUCCUCAGUCCUCAGCUCCCAGUCCUCUAUUCUGACAGAGCUGGACCUGAGUAACAACGACCUGCAGGACUCAGGAGUGAAAAAGCUUUGUGAUGGACUGAAGAGUCCAAACUGCAAACUGGAAACUCUCAGCCUGUCAGGAUGUCUGAUCACAGGGGAAGGCUGUGCUUCUCUGGCCUUAGCUCUGACCUCCAACCCCUCCCAUCUGAGAGAGCUGGACCUGAGAUACAACCAUCCAGGAGACUCAGGAGUGAAGGACUUCCUGAGUAGGAUGAAGCAGGAGGAGCUGGCUGAGCGUCUGCAAAGCAAAUAUUUUGCUCCAGUUUGUCAACGUAAAUUAAAAUCUGAUCUGAAAAAGAAGUUUCAGUUUGUGUUUGAGGGGAUUGCUAAAGCAGGAAACCCAGCACUUCUGAACCAGAUCUACACAGAGCUCUACAUCACAGAGGGAGAGACUGCAGAGGUCAAUGAUGAACAUGAGGUCAGACAGAUUGAAACAGCAUCCAGGAAACCAGACAGACCAGAAACAACCAUCAGACAAGAAGACAUCUUUAAACUCCCACCUGGAAGAGAUGAACCAAUCAGAACAGUGAUGACAAAGGGAGUGGCUGGCAUUGGGAAAACUGUCUUAACAAAGAAGUUCACUCUGGACUGGGCUGAAGACAAAGCCAACCAGGACAUCCAGUUCACAUUUCCACUGACAUUCAGAGAGCUGAAUGUGCUGAAAGAGAAAAAGUUCAGCUUGGUGGAACUUGUUCAUCACUUCUUUACUGAAACCAAAGAAGCAGGAAUCUGCAGCUUUGAAGAGUUCCAGGUUGUCUUCAUCUUGGACGGUCUGGAUGAGAGUCGACUUCCUCUGGACUUCCACAACAAUGAGACCCUGACUGAUGUUACAGAGUCCACCUCAGUGGAUGUGCUGCUGACUAACCUCAUCAGGGGGAAACUGCUUCCCUCUGCUCGCCUCUGGAUAACCACACGACCUGCAGCAGCCAAUCAGAUCCCUCCUGACUGUGUUGGCAUGGUGACAGAGGUCAGAGGGUUCACUGACCCACAGAAGGAGGAGUACUUCAGGAAGAGGUUCAGAGAUGAGGAGCAGGCCAGCAGGAUCAUCUCCCACAUGAAGACAUCACGAAGCCUCCACAUCAUGUGCCACAUCCCAGUCUUCUGCUGGAUCACUGCUACAGUUCUGGAGGAUGUGCUGAAAACCAGAGAGGAAGGAGAGCUGCCCAAGACCCUGACUGAGAUGUACAUCCACUUCCUGGUGGUACAGACAAAAGUCAAGAAGGUCAAGUAUGAAGGAGGAGCUGAGACAGAUCCAACAUGGAGUCCAGAGAGCCAGAAGAUGAUUGAGUCUCUGGGAAAACUGGCUUUUGAUGAGCUGCAGAAAGGAAACCUGAUCUUCUAUGAAUCAGACCUGACAGAGUGUGGCAUCGAUAUCACAGCAGCCUCAGUUUACUCAGGAGUGUUCACACAGAUCUUUAAAGAGGAGAGAGGAUUGUACCAGGAGAAGGUGUUCAGCUUCGUCCAUCUGAGUGUUCAGGAGUUUCUGGCUGCUCUUCAUGUCCAUCUGACCUACUCCAAGUCUGGAAUCAACCUGAUGAAAGAACAAAAAGAACUUUCUAGAAAGUCCACAAUCUUAAAGAAACUUAAUCUGAAACAUCUCCAUCGGAGAGCUGUGGACGAGGCCUUACAGAGUCCAAAUGGACACCUGGACUUGUUCCUCCGCUUCUUCAUGGGUCUUUCACUGCAGACCAAUAUGAAUCUCCUACGAGGCCUGAUUACACAGACACAUUGUUGCACAUACACCAAUCAGAAAACAGUCCAGUACAUCAAGGAGAAGAUCAGUGAGAAUGUGUCUGCAGAGAGAAGCAUCAAUUUGUUCCACUGUCUGAAUGAACUGAAUGAUCGUUCUCUAGUGGAGGAGAUCCAACAGUUCCUGAGAUCAGGACGUCUCUCCACAGAUAAACUGUCUCCUGCUCAGUGGUCAGCUCUGGCCUUCAUCUUACUGUCAUCAGAAGAAGAUCUGGAGGUGUUUGACCUGCAGAAAUACUCUCCUUCAGAGGAGGUUCUUCUGAGGCUGCUGCCAGUGGUCAAAGCCUCCAACAAAGCUCUACUGAACAGCUGUUCCCUCUCAGAUGAAGGAUGUUCAGCUCUGUCCUCAGCUCUCAGCUCUCAGUCCUCCAGACUGAAGGAAGUGGACCUGAGAAUCGAGGAGUCAGGACUGAAGAAGCUGUGUGAUGGACUGCAGAGUCCAAACUGCAAAGUGGAAACUCUCAGACUGAGUGGAUGUACCCUCUCAGAUGAAGGAUGUUCAGCUCUGUCCUCAGUUCUCAGCUCCCAGUCCUCCAGGCUGAUAAAACUGGACCUGACUAUGAAAGACUCAGGACUGAAACAUCUGUCUGUUGGACUGCAGAGUCCAAACUGUAAACUUGAAACUCUCAGACUGAGCAGCUGCACCCUCUCAGAUGAAGGGUGUGAUGUUCUGUCAUCAGUUCUGAGCUCCCAGUCCUCCAGGCUGACAAAACUAGACCUGGUCAUAGCUGAAUCAGGAGUGAAGCAGCUGUCUGUUGGACUGCAGAGUCCAAACUGUAAAGUGGAAACUCUCAGACUGAGCAGCUGUACCCUCUCAGAUGAAGGGUGUGAUGCGCUGUCUUUAGUUCUGAGCUCUCAGUCCUCCAGGCUGACAAAACUAGACCUUCGUAUUGAUGGAUCAGGAGUGAAGCAGCUGUCUGUUGGACUGCAGAGUCCAAACUGUAAAGUGGAAACUCUCAGGCUGAGUGUAUGUGGUCUCUCAGAGAGAAGCUGUGAACCUCUGUCCUCAGUUCUCAGCUCACCGUCCUCCAGACUGACAGAACUGGACCUGAGUAACAACAACCUGCGUGACUCAGGACUAAAGAAGCUGUGUGAUGGAAUGAAGAGUCCAAAUUGCAAACUGGAAACUCUCAGACAUGACUCUAGCUUGGUCUCAGUAGCAGGUCAUGGGUCUUGCAAUAGGACAAUGACCCAAAACAGAGCUAAAAACAUCCAAGAAUGGCUAAGAGGAAAACACUGGACUAUUCUAAAGUGGCCUUCUAUUAGCCCUGACCUAAAUUCUAUUGAGCAUCUCUGGAAGGAGCUGAAACAUGCAGUCUGGAAAAGGCUGAGUGUGUGUGGUCUCUCAGAGACCAGCUGUGAACCUCUGUCCUCAGUUCUCAGCUCCCAGUCCUCCAGUCUGACAGAGCUGGACCUGAGUAACAACGACCUGCAGGACGUAGGAGUAACGAAGUUGUGUGAUGGACUGAAGAGUCCAAACUGCAACCUGGAAACAAUCAGCCUGUCAGGAUGUCUGAUCACAGAGGAAGGCUGUGCUUCUCUGGCCUCAGCUCUGACCUCCAACCCCUCCCAUCUGAGAGAGCUGGAUCUGAGAUACAACCACCCAGGAGACUCAGGAGUGAAGCUGCUGAUGGCUGCACUGAAGGAUCCACACAGACUCAGCGUGGAGCCUGCUGGAAAACCUUGGUUGAGACAAGGAGGUCUGAGGAAGUAUUCCUGUCCACUCACCAUUAACAUGAUCACAGUGCACAGAAAACUCAAAAUGUCUGACAACAACAGGAAGGUGACAUGUGUGGAAGAGUUUCAGUCAUAUCCUGAUCAUCCAGAAAGAUUUGAAUAUAUCUUGUAUCCUCAACUGCUGUGUGAAGAUGUUCUGAACGGUCGCUGCUACUGGGAAGUUGAGUGGAGAGGGGACGUUUCUAUAUCAGUGAGUUACAGAGAAAUCAGAAGGAAAGAAAAUAGCAGAGAAAGUUGCUUUGGAAGGAAUGAUCAGUCCUGGAGUCUGAACUGCUCUGAUAAAGAAGGUUUCUCUGUCUGGCACAAUGACAGAACAAUCUCCAUCUCUCCCUUCUCUUCCUCUGUCUCUAACAGAGUAGCAGUGUAUGUGGACUGUCCUGCUGGCUCUCUGUCCUUCUACAGAGUCUCCUCUGACUCACUGAUCCACCUCCAAACCUUCAUCACCACAUUCACUCAUCCUCUCUAUGCUGGAUUUGGGUUCUGGUUCAGGUCUGGUUCCUGGGUGUCUCUGUGUAAAGUCUAAAGAGUGUAAUGGUAGCAGAGAGGUUCUGACUGGUGAACAGAUAGUUCAGUCUGUACAUAUCUGUCUCUUUCACUCAGAAAGAUCUUUUCAGAUUCAUGGAUUCAAUCAGUUUCUGUGUGAAACUCUUCUAAAUGUUUCCUUGGAAACUUCUUCCUCUUCCAGUCCUUUAAAGAUAGAAGCUGUGCUUCUUCCAGGAUCCACAUGUUGUUUCCAGUCAAAGCUUCACACUGAAUAUCAGGAUGUUGUGUUCACUUCAUGUCAGCUACAGUUAGUUUCACUUCAUGAUGCUGGAUAUGAAAAUCCUUCGCCUAUGUUGAAUUAAAGAUUCAAUUUCAUAUCAGAAACUAUAUAUUUAGCUUAAUUUUUCAUCACAAUAUAUAUAUCAUUUCUAUGAUUAUUAUCUAAGUUUUAUCUCAUUCUAGUAAGUUACUGGAAUCCUAGAAGUUUUAAUGUUUUCCAUCAUGUUUCAUUUAAUAAAUCAUUUAAAUUUAAUUUCCUUUAGGAUUUUUUCUUUCUGUUGUGACUCAUCUUGAAUCUUUUUUCUUGAUAAUGAUGAUGAAAGCUUCAGUGAACCAGUAGAUGAGAGAGAUUCUGCAUUUUCUCCCCCAGACAUCAACAAGAAAAUAAAACUAACAGAAGCAUAACUUCAGGAUGUUGUGUUCACUUCAUGUCAGCUGUGUUACUUUGAAAAUGAAAAUCCUCCCAGUAUUUCACUUUUAAUUUGUUUGCUUCACUUUCAAAUGUUGAAAUAAAGAUUCAUUUUCCCA
Molecule: messenger RNA, 6731 nt
Organism: Melanotaenia boesemani (Boeseman's rainbowfish)
Lineage: Eukaryota; Metazoa; Chordata; Actinopteri; Atheriniformes; Melanotaeniidae
Exons: 17
Coding region: 13-5964 (1983 amino acids)
Molecular function (GO): protein binding
Source: RefSeq, a predicted model, not a curated record